AUGCCUAACUGCAGUAUUACAAAUAAUAGUCCGUGUUUUUCAACUUCUGAUUUGGGAAGUACGAAAUCAUCUUCAAGAAGAAAUCAGUAUUUUGUUCCAAAUCUACUAACCCCAUCAGAUAUGACAAAAAAUCGGAAAUUUCAAUUAAAAGCCACCCAAUCUGCUGUACUUCCACCGAAUCAAUCUACUUCAUCCAAUAAUUUGAUGAAUAACCCAACACAUUGCAGCACAAAUCGAGUACAGGUUACAGUUAAAAAAUUGACUACACCAUCCUCGCCUUCUAUUCAUUCAGCAGAUUCAUGUAGUCAAAUGAACAGAAUAAAUCUUGAUUCAGUGGCAUCCUACGCUCAAGCUGAUCCAAUAGAAACACAUGAUUUAGUUGUAGCUAAAAUGGCUGCAGAUGGAGUUGUUUGGAUACCAUCAUCGAAUACGAUUAAUAGUACAACUACUGAGCUAGGGGAUCACCGAUCCAUACUGCCGAAAACUGAUCAGUUAAGAUGGUAUUCUGAAGAAAUUGAAGAAGAAAAGGUGAAGAAUGAUUCUAUGGUAAAGAGGAACUCAAUACCACAGUCUCAUGAUUCUACGAAACAUGACUCUUCGGCAACUCAAAAUGGUCUUCCUAGAAGCAAUAGUUUAACUGGAAAUCAAUCUGUAUCUAUGCAUUCACCAAGCUCAUCUUGUAACCCAUCAUCUUCAAGACAAAAGGCAUCUUGUCAAUCAAACAGUAAUUCUACAAAUUCACAAUCUGGCUCAACUGAAUCCUCUACGAAACAAUGUGAAUUGGAGGCUAAAUUAGAGGAAGCAAUGAUCAUUCGUAAACAACAAGACGACUAUAUCAAGCAAUUACAAAUGUACUAUGAUAAUCUUUUAACUAAGCAUGCUUUAGCUGAAGUCACCAUAGAUCAAUUACGUAUGGGUAUGCGCGUCGGUAUUGAUGUCAACGAUGCGGAUAUCCCGCGGAAUACAUUGAAUAAACCAAGAUCACAUAGUAUGCAAACGUUACACUAUAAUCACAAGAUUAUUUCAGAUGAAAAUUGUACUCAAGCUAAUGGUUAUCAAAAUGAAAAUAAUUCUAACAAAAAUACUACUACUACUACUGUACAUUAUUCUUCAACACCAUUAUUAGAACAACAGAGAAACAGAAUGAAAAGAAACUCAUCAGUUCAUGAUGAGAGAAUUUUAUCAACAACUUCUGAAAGUUGGGAGACUGGACUAGGAAGUAUAAGCAAUUCCAGUCAAAUGGUUCAGCAUAGUAAUAUUUCUAAUACGAAUACGUUGAGUAAUGGUAGGAAAUCUUCAUGUAGUCAGGAUCAUACCGUCGUUAAUGAAAACAUGCAUACAAAUCUUUCUGAUCAAAAUAAUUAUAGAAAAAUCUCUGACCCUUCGCCAUCUAGAACCAGUCUCCACUAUGGACACUCGGAUGAUCAAAUACAAAAAUCAAACAGUUGCAGACGGAAUACAACUACGACUUCGUCUUUCGGCAUUAAACAGCAACAGCAUAUGGAUAUACAAACAUCUGCUAGUAGGAAUAACAGUUUUACAGAAUCAGAACCAAGACAUGAUGAAGAUGUCGGAGAUGAAGUUAUUAUCAACGAAGAAGUUAUUGACAUUACACCUACAAAUAUGUAUGGCUCUCCGAAUCAUGAACAACCAACUUUAAAAAAAGAUCAGAUACAAAUUGCAGAUAAUGUAGUUACUGAUUUUCCUGACUUCACUACUGUUUCACCAUCAACAAAUACUAAUUCACAUUUGAAUGAUAUGAUAUGUGGUCCUGAAGCUGUACAAAUGGAACUAUUGUUACGUGUUGCUGACUUGCAAACACGCCUAUCUACACUGGAGCUUUUUGCUACUCAACAUCAUUUUAUCCAAGAAUCAGAUUUAAUGACAAUACAGUUAGAUUAUGGGACGUUGAAAAAUUUCUAUGAUUUGGCUAAAAUCCGUUGGGCUAAUGAUUCCUACUUUGAUGCCAAUAAAGUCCUUAUAUGUGAAUUGGAUCAUAUAGGUGACCAACUGAACAAAUUAGGAAGUUAUGCUACUGAAGCUGUCUUAUCACCAUCUUCUUCAAAUUCUUCAUCACCUGCACCAUUGCCACCACAUCAACCAGCUUCAGUAUCUGAUCUUCCUACCAAUUGGAGAGAUUUAAACAUUUUCAAACUUUCUGAUCAAACAUCUUCAAGUGAACAUAAACCUGUUAAAAAUACUACAGACAGUGGUGUUUUAUCAUCUCCAUCAUCUUUGCCAAGUCGUUCAGAACAUGGUCGGUUAUCUUCUAUAUCCCUUUACAGUCUCCGAUUGUUGAAGAUUCACUAUCAGAACUUGAAAGUGUUUAUUUCGAAUUGA
This is a messenger RNA of Heterobilharzia americana, 2340 nucleotides long. The record is from the annotation of a GenBank genome assembly. NCBI's taxonomy places the organism in Eukaryota, Metazoa, Platyhelminthes, Trematoda, Strigeidida, Schistosomatidae.